CCAUAUUAUAUUGUUUUGUAAAACUGUUGAGUCGUUUUAUUUAAUUGACUAAAAAGUGCUGUAAAAGAUGAAAGCUAUUCUUAAAAUAUACACAGUUGCGUUAUUAAUGGUAUUGCAGAAAACUGUCAUUUGUUUUGAAUGCAAGGAUUUCUAUACAAUUGUAGAAGAAAAUACAUGUGAAGGUACAAAUUAUACUUUUAAACCGGGAAUUGUACCAGUCAUUUCCAAAACAAUACCAAAAUAUGAAAUACCCUACGACGACUGCACUGAUACUUUGACACAAGAUUGCUUUCUUCAACUUUCUUGUGACGUCAUAGAAACAAGUUGCGAAAGUAUAGUAACAAGUACUGUGAAAACGCUAGAAACCACUAUACAUGAAAAAGAGAGAACUCCGAAAACUACGACAGACAUAGAAUAUACAGAAAAUACACCGACUGCAGAAUAUACUCCGACUAAAGAAUACGUAUCAACAAAGGAAUAUACACCAAGUACGGAAUAUACAACGACUGAAGAAUCCACACCGACUAGGGAAUAUACAGAGUAUGAGACAGAGGCCGUAACAGAGGUCAUCACUUAUCAAACUGAGAAAGGAGUAAUUGAAGAAAAGGAGUUCCAUACGGCGUUUGAAGAAACUACAUGUUACGACGGAGGACCCAUUAUAACAAUAAACCCGUUGCCAACACACAGGUAUAUAAAGACGAUAUCAAGUCUUGCUGAAAACUGCACAGAUGUAUACCUGUUAGAUAAUUAUCUGGAACUUUCCUGUGAAGAUAUUGUGAUGACAUGUGAUAAAAUAGGAGCGAAGGAAAGUCUUAAUUCAACCCCUCCAACACCUAACGAUAACUCUAUUUCAACAGCUACCUACAUUUUAAUAGCGAUUGGAUGUGUAGCCUCAGUUUCUUUAGUGUCAUACGCAGGCUAUGCUGUAUUCCAAAAGAUCAUAGAUGCCAUUCAGAGUAACACAUAUCAUUUACCACAAUAAUUGGCGACGGAAAUCAAGCCCAUAUGAACUUUAUAUUAGAAAUUCUUACGUCACUGUUUCAACUUCGGAGGAAUUUUAAGUUCAACAAAGAAAUGUUAAACUUUUAAAGAAGUCUACAAAACUCUAUUGAAGUUACCGAGAAACCAAAUUAAUGUUAUAUAAACUUGUGUUUAGUAAUUUAUUGAUUAUUUCAAGGUAAUAUGUUUACUAUGUUUUUCACUUAUUAGGUGUUUGUUACACUAUUACAUUAAAAAUAGUGUUAAAAUUUAUUGUAAAGUUUAUAAUAAACGUCUGUCAAAACGAGCAAUUCAUCGCCAUAAUUAUGAUAAUUGUCAGUGUAUUUUGCGCCCUUUAAAAGCGCAACUCGAAUGUAAGGGUC
Molecule: messenger RNA, 1361 nt
Organism: Papilio polytes (common Mormon)
Lineage: Eukaryota; Metazoa; Arthropoda; Insecta; Lepidoptera; Papilionidae
Exons: 7
Coding region: 68-982 (304 amino acids)
Source: RefSeq, a predicted model, not a curated record